AUGGCAGCGCACAAGUCUCUCAACGGUGACCCGAGGCAUCUAGUUCAGAAUCCCAGCCACAACGUCGAGCAUUUUCAGUUGUGGCCGAAAAAUAAGGCGAUUGAGAGCGAUAUCGGGUUUUGCUUCUUUUACUUUGGCUCACCUUUAAGCAACCCUUUCGUGUCCUCAGCGAGUCUUACUUCGAAUGAUCUAUCGACCUCCACCGGCCUACCUCAUCUACUUCCCUCGAAAUCCAAACUUCAUCUACAACCGCAAUUUGCUGCCAUUGACGAUCAACCCAGUAGUCUUUUCUGGUCGUCCACAGGGUUGAGAGUUCCGUUGCCCUAUCAAGACAACCAGUUGUCGACACCCACCCCGCAACAGCCAGACUUGACAACAUCGCCGUCAGUGCGACCCCCCUUUGAUGGUCUCUCCACUACCGAGGAGGUGGCGGACGGGGAGAUCAUUAAUGGGGAUGAUGACCGGCUGCCGCCGCUUAACCUCUCCGUCCUCGCGGACGCAGCCAAAUGUGUCCAGAUGGAACAGUCGUUGCGCGAAGCACGUGACUUUCUGGAUGGACUGCUCACUCGGUUGUCAGUGCCGGCGGAUCUCUGUACCUCUUUUGAGAAUCUCCUUCCGGAAGAUGGAGAGGAAGAAGAAGCGGAGGAGAAUCGCAGGAGUGAGAUGCGGCGCACAAUGCCCACCAGACUCCCGGUGCCACCAGUUUCCUCACCCCCCGCUUUCUCUCCUGUGUUCAAGCAUCUCCUCUCUCUACCUGAAUCUCAGGUCUUGUCCGGAGUCAGCGGCCUUACGCCGGCCUACCGCUGUUUGAUGGACUUGUGUAGCCAGGUCUACGCGGCUAUUGAUCAGUCAAAAAAGAAACUAAGACUCAUCCAGAGAAUACGUGGUCGAAAAAGACGCGAGGAGAGGCUAGAGAGAGAAAGAGCUCAGCAGCAGAGUGUGAAGCUCUGCGAGGUGAACUCUUCUUCAUCAUCAUCGCGACGCCAGGACUCCAGGCGACAUCAGAGGCAGCAAGAACUCACCAAACGCCAACACCGGUUCAGAGAUGCGCUGGGGCAGCUGGUCACUGCUGUUGCUGCGUCCUCGUCCGCCGACGUAGUCCCAACUCCGUCGCUGGGUUCUGAGGUCUGGCCUCCGCCAAGGUUGGCCUCUCCCGGCUACUCCGACCCCUCCGAAUGCCCACUCUCGUUUCUCAGUCUUCUUACCAGCAUCAAAGUCCCGUCGCCACCGGUGGUGGGGACAGAUAGGUCUGCGGUCUCGACGCAGGAGUUGUUAGUGGACAUCAGUUCGCCCGGACUGCAAACCAACUAUUCUGGCCUCCACUCGGUAAUUUGUGCAGCUUAA
Molecule: messenger RNA, 1344 nt
Organism: Dibothriocephalus latus
Lineage: Eukaryota; Metazoa; Platyhelminthes; Cestoda; Diphyllobothriidea; Diphyllobothriidae
Source: the annotation of a GenBank genome assembly